Orussus abietinus is the source of this 1785-nucleotide messenger RNA. It is a transcript of the gene cbc, whose product is annotated as protein CLP1 homolog. Gene Ontology annotation, molecular function: polynucleotide 5'-hydroxyl-kinase activity. Gene Ontology annotation, biological process: tRNA splicing, via endonucleolytic cleavage and ligation. Lineage: Eukaryota; Metazoa; Arthropoda; Insecta; Hymenoptera; Orussidae. The record is from RefSeq and is a predicted model, not a curated record. The coding region runs from base 268 to 1536 and encodes 422 amino acids. Gene Ontology annotation, cellular component: nucleus; mRNA cleavage factor complex. The transcript has 3 exons.
GGCGACAUUUAGUUGCAAUACCUGAAAACUUUUAUCAGACAUGCUGGUGUUAACUAAUCCCUUGCAGUGAAUUGCACUCAAUUACUGGCUUUAUUAGAGUAGAGCCCUUGGUUACUCUGGGGCCAAAAACAAAAACAACAACAACAACAACAACAACAAUUGCACUCAAUUGAUAAAAAAUAAGCAAAGGAACUAUCAUGAUAUCAAGCCUACCUAUCAACUGUUGGAAUAUAUAAUAUAUAAUAUAUUUUAUAACAUAUUGUCGCAAUGACGGAAGAAAAAGCUACAACCCAGGAAUUCAAGCUCGAUCCUGACUGCGAGCUUCGUUUCGAAGUCGAAAGUAAAAAUGAAAAAGUUACUUUGGAGUUGAAAAAUGGACUAGCUGAAGUAUUCGGUACAGAAUUGGUAAAAGGUAAAAAAUAUGAAUUUUCUGCGGGUGCCAAAGUUGCAGUAUUUACAUGGCAAGGCUGUACGGUGGAAUUGGUGGGAAGGACGGAUGUCAGCUAUGUUGCCAAAGAGACACCCAUGGGAGUAUACUUGAACUGUCAUGCUGCCAUGGAACGAAUGAGAGAGGCGGCUGAGAAGGAUGACACCCGAGGACCAAUAACCAUGGUUGUUGGUCCUUGUGACGUUGGCAAAUCGACUCUGUGUCGGUUACUGCUCAAUUAUGCAGUUAGAAUGGGAAGACGCCCUAUUUUUGUUGAUCUAGAUGUUGGUCAGGGUCAUAUUGCCAUUCCAGGCACAGUUGGUGCGCUCCUAGUAGAACGACCUUCAAAUGUUGUCGAAGGCUUUAGUCAGCAGGCACCACUGGUUUUUCACUUUGGACAUAAGUCUCCCAGCAUGAAUGCAACUUUGUAUAAUCUACUUGUAUCCCGUUUGGCAGAAGUCUGUUCCGAUAGACUUCAAGCUAAUAAAAAGGCCAGAGUUUCAGGUAUCAUUAUAAAUACCUGUGGCUGGAUUAAAGGCGGAGGGUAUAAAAUGUUAACUCAUGCAGCCCAAGCCUUCGAAGUGGAUGCGAUUUUAGUAUUAGAUCAAGAGAGAUUGUACAACGAACUUGUGAGAGAUAUGCCCGAUUUUGUAAAAGUAGUUUUUUUACCAAAAAGUGGCGGUGUAGUAGAACGAAGUCAAACACAAAGGAUUGAGGCGCGUGAUCAAGGUGUACGAGAAUAUUUCUAUGGAUCACGUACGCCACUAUACCCACAUAGUUUUGAAGUGAAGUGGAACGAGGCACGGCUUUAUAAGAUUGGAGCUCCGGUACUUCCAGCUUCCUGCAUGCCUUUGGGCAUGAAGGCUGAAGACAAUUUGACCAAAUUAGUUGCAGUUACGCCAGGACCUAGUUUGCUACACCAUUUAUUAUCGGUAUCUUUUGCCGAUUCUCCCGAAGAUGACGUUGUUCAGACCAAUGUAGCAGGGUUUGUGUGUGUCACAAAUGUUGACGUUGAACGACAAACAUUCACGGUACUGAGUCCUCAGCCAAGGCCUCUUCCCAACACAGUUCUCUUGCUUUCAGAUAUUCAAUUCAUGGACAGUCAUUAAAUUUAUUCUAAAAAAAAUGUUCCAGCUAACAGGUGUACAUAACAUACUAUAUGCAAUGUAAGAAAUCAUUUUGUAUUUGCCAUGUGUCAUGCAAUUGGAUUAUUUUUUUAUCAGAAAUUAUACUGCAAUGGAGGAUACCAACAAAAUUAGUUCAAAAACCUAUACAAUAAACUGGAGUUUACAUCCAAGUUAAUUUCACAAUAUUAGUUGUAUGGGCGCUAUAAUUUAAUAAAACAACUUUUACAUUUA